AUGCUCUUUCCCUACUUCGCCUUGGAAAAAUUCCCACUCCAGAUCGAAUUUCAAAGCAAACUUCUGAACGGUAUUAAACAAGGCAACCCUAUUCCAGAGAAGUUAACAACUGCUGACGUGAAAUUGUUGUUCAAAAAGGGAGAUCCUAAUAACGUAAGCAGCUACCGAACAAUUUCUGAUAUCGAGAGUACUCAAAGCAGUGACGGGAGCCAUCUUGAUUCGCAUAGACAAAAAAAACUAGAAAAGUCAGACGGCCCAAGUCAAGUCGGUCUUGGAUAUGCAGACGACGUUACACUGCUGGCUUCCUCUCGUGCCAUGCUCAAGAAGAUGCCACAACUCCUUUCAAAUGCAUCUACCAUGGUUGGACUUCACAUUAACCCAGAAAAGUCAAAACUACUGACAAGUAGUAAAACGUCGAGGCAUCCUAUAUGUAUCGAUGGAAAAGUCUUUGCCUUCGUUGAUCAUGCCCCUAUAUCUUGGUUGUUGCCUCUCGUUCCCACCAAGAAAUGA
This is a messenger RNA of Haemonchus placei, 510 nucleotides long. The record is from the annotation of a GenBank genome assembly. NCBI's taxonomy places the organism in Eukaryota, Metazoa, Nematoda, Chromadorea, Rhabditida, Trichostrongylidae.